Anarrhichthys ocellatus (wolf-eel) is the source of this 866-nucleotide messenger RNA. RefSeq names its product complement C3-like. Gene Ontology annotation, molecular function: protein binding. The record is from RefSeq and is a predicted model, not a curated record. The transcript is spliced from 5 exons. NCBI's taxonomy places the organism in Eukaryota, Metazoa, Chordata, Actinopteri, Perciformes, Anarhichadidae. The coding region runs from base 225 to 545 and encodes 106 amino acids.
ACCGCUGCAGUCACACCUACACUCCCAGUGAGGACAUAGAGGAGCUCACUCAGAUCUGCAGGGACAACGUCUGCCGCUGCACGCAGGGUGACUGCUGUGUCUCCAGAAGCGACAGUGAAAACGUCCCCAACAAAGAAAGAGAGACGUUUGCCUGCAACACGUUACACCACGUUUUCCAGGUGAAGGUGCUGAGCGUCACUCAGAGUUACUACGACAAGUACGAGAUGGAGAUCACACAAGUUAUCAAGCUGGGCGUGGAGGCAGGAGUUGAAGUGGGCCAGAGGAGGUUUUUCAUGUCUCACGGAGGCUGCAGAGAUGGACUGGUCCUUAAGGAGGGCUCCCAGUACCUCAUCAUCGGCCCCAAAGAGGACCAGUGGAACAUCGACGCUGACACCAACAGAUUCAUCUACAUGUUAGGAAAGGACUCCUGGGUGGAGCACUGGCCUUCGCCCGAUGAGUGCUCCAGCAGUCCCAGCCUGCAAGCUAAGUGCAAGAGCCUGAAGGAUGCUGCAGAUGAACUGUCCAUCAUCGGCUGCCGGCUGUAGAGGUGUCUGAGCUGCAACUCCACGCCACUCUCUUUUGCACACUUAUGUUGUUGUUUUUCUUGCAACAACAGCAAUUUGCUGUGCACACAAAGACUCAAUGGUCAUUUUAGGGCCACACAGCCUGUGCAAUGAGUAAGUUAUUUGUGUUCCACUUUGGGGGAGAAAGAGGACUGACAGUGGAGCUGGAGUUCUCGUGUUCUGUUCAAAUUUGUAAGUUUAAAUUUCUGUUAAGAAACCGAUGGUUGUCUCAGUGCUGUAUUCUCAGAAAGAAAUAUAUGAAAUCAGUGUACUCGCUUAAAUAAACAGACUACUGCACAUACA